AAGGUUUUAUUCUUAUCUUAUCCCAAUAUUAAGGGACUAUGUCAUCUUCAAACAACAAAAAUACCAACUUUUCCUUGGCCUCAUAUGAACCUUUGGAACCUUAUCCGCAGUUGGAUGUACACUUCGAUAACAGAAGAAACAUUCCUGAAGGCGGACUUUCUAAAGAUAAAGUUUUAAGGAUGAAUAUUAAACCACAGGAUAACGCACUUCCGACUAUCAUAGUCAAAGCUCCUUUACCCUCACCAAUACUUUCGACCUUCUCUUUUUUGGUCUCUUUCAAAAAAUUUCAUGUGACUGCUGCGUCCAAAGCAGGUUAUAAUAAGAUCUAUGAAUGUAGGCGUUCAAAAAGUUUCUUUUUUGAGGUUGUCGAUCAAAUACCAGACACCAAUGAAAUUCACCUUAAAAUAUACAUAAACGAUCAUCAUAUGUUAUCAACCCCAAUUCGGUAUUAUUCCACAAGCAAAUUACCUAAUCAUCGAUUUCAAAUAUCGAAAUGCCUCACGCACUUUUUUUUACAUCAACGAGUCAUUCCUCGGCGUAUUCAGAACAAAUUUUUUAACAUGAUACGACUCAAGUUGUUAGAUAGAAUCAAUCUGAUAGCAUUACGUGAAGGAAAAAUCACGUGCAGCAACAAUAUUACCAAAACUUUUUUCAACUUCUCUUAUAAACGAUACAGAUUUCACUUUGGUAUCUAUGUAGCUUGUAAUCACCUACCUACAAAAAAGUUUCCUCAUCAAAAAACAACACCAUGCCAUAUACCGUGCCCUUUUGUUAAAAAUUUUAAUCGACACGCUUGCAUCCAACACCAUUCGGCUAUCACUCAAGAAAAAAACACACUCUCAGAGGAUAAGGCAACAUCAGCACCUGAGAUCAAUAUUAUUCAUCACAAAAGUUUUCACGCCAACAUUAUUUACGAGAAAUAUAACAAUAACUCAAGGCAAAAGAUUUUUUCGAAUCGAUUGGGCAUCUCUUAUACAACGCGUUAUGAAGCACACAACCUUGACUCAAUUUUACCCCCUAACAAGGCUACUGGUCCUAUGUAUACCAAGAUUUAUGAGAACUUUUCUUGCAUUUUAAGUUCUAAUUUACGUACUGCUGCACGGCAAAAAGCUCAUUUUGACCGAUCUUGUCAACGUAUUUUCAAUGGUAAUAAACCUAAAUCUAGGAUGGCCCUUAAACUCUGCCACAAGAUUAAACUUGCGAAUCAAAGGAAGUUCCUUUUUCAUCUGUAUCAAAAGAUUUAUACACGGAUCCUUCAUCUCCCAACCGUUCCCUUAUUCCGUUUUCCAUACGAUCGGAACUGCGCUCUUUUACAUCUUUCUGAAGAUAGGAUUCUUCCUCCUCACAUUACUCCUGCAUCACGCAGUGUCAUCAAGAUUCAGAAUUCAGAUGAAGAGGAUGACUCUUCAGCCAACAAUGGCAGGGAUGAUACAUCAGAAAACUCUUAUAGGGAUUGGUAUAUCGCAAAUCUUAUUGACGAACAUUAUGGUAAAGGUGCAUCAGAAUACAUAGAUGCCGUACUUUUAUUACAAGACUCUACAAUUCAGCUAUCCUUGAGAGACGCAUAUAUGCUAGGUUUAGAUGAAGAUCGCAUCAGUGAGAUCAGAGUUCGUGAUCGUCUUAAUGAAAGGUUAAAUGUCAUUAAAGACAUUAAGGAUCAUAAUACCUCCGCCAAACAUUACCUUAGACGUAUUAAUGCUAUAAAGUUUUUUACUCGUAUGAAUGAUAAUUUUGAUGACCGUAUGGCCAGUAUUCGCAAUUUUGCGUAUGGAGCAUCUACGAAGAAAAGCAACGACAAACGAACAGUCGCUUCAAGACAUCUCAACAAUUUGAUAACAGAUUUUGGACAACAAUACAGGGAUGAACACUACCCUUUAAAACCGUACUGCGCUAUUAUUCGCCCAAAUGAUAUUCAAUACGUAAAAGAUGAUCUCAGUGAUACCUCCGAUGACACGAAAAUAAUAGAAUGUCGCCCAAAAAAGCAUCGCGCCAGACAUAAUCACUAUAAUUAUUAUGGAGAUCUUACACCUUUAACAAAAAAAAUUUGUACUUUCGAUUGUAGGGAUACUAAAGAAGAAGACUUCUUACCCGCUAAUAUAGACCUAAUUUUUAAAUUUCGUAUUUUGAAAUAGUUUAGUUUCUAUAUUUUGUAAUUCAUUUUUUGAAUUUUUUUGGUUCGUAUUAAAAUAGAUAUUAACAAUUACAAACAGUGUGAAUCAUUCCACCUAUGACAGUAUUUACAGGUGGUGACCUUGAUGGUUGAAAGAAAAAUACGGGUUAAUUAGUUCACUUUUUAAUUGUGGUUCCUGUUCUUCUUUCGGUAGUGGAGGAGGAUCAGGCUGGUUCCAAC
Rhizophagus irregularis DAOM 181602=DAOM 197198 is the source of this 2350-nucleotide messenger RNA. NCBI's taxonomy places the organism in Eukaryota, Fungi, Glomeromycota, Glomeromycetes, Glomerales, Glomeraceae. The record is from RefSeq and is a predicted model, not a curated record.